AUGUCAGUCACGCUGCACACCACCCACGGCGACUUGAAGAUCGAGGUCUUUUGCGAGUCUGUGCCGCAGACCGCCGAAAACUUCCUGGCCCUCUGUGCGUCCGGAGCAUACAACGGUACGCCAUUUCACCGCAUAAUUCCGGAAUUCAUGGCCCAGGGCGGAGAUACGUCGCUCUCGCCUCGCAACACACCAGAGACACCGAUUCAGAAAGGCGGCACCUCGAUAUGGGGCGAGUACUUUGAUGACGAGAUCAAGGUACCAGCCUUGCGCCAUAGCAGCAGAGGCAUGGUCUCUAUGGCAAACAAGGGUCCUGCUACGAAUGGCAGCCAGUUCUUCAUCACUUUCAAGGAAGCUGCCCACCUCGACGGCAAAAAUACCGUGUUCGGCCGAGUCAUCGCAGGCGCCGAAGAAGGCGGCACCCUGGACAACAUCGAAGGCAUUGAGGUCGACAAAAAGUACCGGCCCAAAAGUGAGAAAGUCAUAGUAGAGCGAGUGACAGUCCAUGCAAACCCGGUGGCAAGCUGA
Cyphellophora europaea CBS 101466 is the source of this 525-nucleotide messenger RNA. RefSeq lists its product as uncharacterized. The transcript has a single exon. Bases 1 to 525 code for a protein of 174 amino acids. Gene Ontology annotation, cellular component: catalytic step 2 spliceosome. The record is from RefSeq and is a predicted model, not a curated record. Gene Ontology annotation, molecular function: peptidyl-prolyl cis-trans isomerase activity. Lineage: Eukaryota; Fungi; Ascomycota; Eurotiomycetes; Chaetothyriales; Cyphellophoraceae. Gene Ontology annotation, biological process: protein folding; protein peptidyl-prolyl isomerization.